AUGCAUACUUUACCAGCCAGCGGAGAUUCAACACAUCGCGGAUUGCACAGUUUGAAAAAUGCAAGAAAAGCGUUGGAUAAUGAGCCGCUUUUGAGAUUUCGAGAAGCGAAAAAGGUUUUGGGUGAUGUUUAUGGAGAAUUGAAAGAUAAUGUAGCGGAAUUAGAAGCGGUUUAUGGGGGUGAGUCAUUUUUUUGAGAGGGAAUUACAUCACGGUUUUUGGAAGAGAGCUGAUGAGCUUGCAUAGUACUCAAGACUUAUUUUAUAAUGGGUUUCAGUAUUUUUUCGAUAAGGCCAUCUUGAAUUUAUAAUUAUAUGUUCUAGUAAGCACAAUUCUGAAAUGAGUUAUGACGUGGCAAAAUUCAAAAAUUAUAAAAAAAAAACAUCGCGACUUCACAAGAUUGUAACUUUCUUCAAUAUUAAAGCCAUUCAACUGAUAAUAUAAAUUUUGCGAGUCAAAAAUCAUUAGAAAUAUUCUCUCAAAAUUAAGUUGAAGCUUGAAAGUACCUGUGACCAAACGAUAUAAAGUUUGAGAUUUAGAAAACAUUCAUAGAUAAAAUGGGUCCCCAGAAUCGGGGUGAGGGGCAUAACUUUUUGCAAAAAUCUGAAGGGAAGGGUGCCUAACUUGGCCAAUUUUCUGCUGAUAAUUUACCAAAAUUUGCUCAAAAAUCUGAGAAAGGUGUUUAACUUUGAAAAAUUUUCAAGGAGGGAUCCUAACUUUAAAAAAUGACUCGGGGGACCUAUUUUAUGUAUGAAAACAUUGCCAAAAUAAAUUAAAUGUGAAACUUGGUCUAUGAUAAAAAUAUUGAAAUGUGGUUUUAGAUUCUGAACCUACAAGCUAGUUUACUGUGGAACUAAUUAUUACAAACCGAAACCAUUCCAUCGAAAUUCAAAUGAAACUGACUUAUCGUAACUAGAAAAACCAUGGAAUCCCAGAAAUAAAAAUUGUGUUUUUCUAGAAAUCAAAGAUGAGAAAAUCGUGGCCUCUGAACAACGACAAGAAGUUGAAGCAAUACGAGAUUCGAUAAAAACAAUAAUGGACACAUUUCAAAGAGAUAAUAUGAAAGUAGUAUUCUUCGGAAGAACAAGUAACGGAAAAAGCACAACAAUCAAUGCAAUGUUACAUGAAAAAGUAUUGCCACAAGGAAUGGGACACACAACUUGUUGUUUUUUGCAAGUACAAGGAUGUGAUGAGGAAAAAGGAUAUUUACAAUUAGAUGAUAAUGAGGAUAAAAAAUUGGAAAUGGAAAUGUUGAGCAAAAUUGGGGAUGCAUUGAGUAAUGAAAAUGAGGAUUUGCCAGCAAUGGGACAGGAUUCGUUGUUGAAGAUUUUUCAUCCGAAACAAACGGAAACUGGCGAAAAUCGAUUAUUGCAAAAUGAUGUUGUUAUAUUGGAUAGGUAAGAUAAUUAGGAGAUGAAGGAACACGACGAACAUCUAAAAUAAUGUUUUGCUCUUCCUUAUCAGUACAGUUUUAUCAUCAUUUGUCAGAAAAAUUGCAUCAUGAGUCAUUUUUUUUUGAAUUGAGUUUGAUACUGAUCAAAAAUCAAUCAAGAAGUUUUUGUCAAUCUCAAAAUUUGAUAAUUUUAUUGCUAUUUUUAAAUGCUGAAAACAAAUUAAAUCACGAUUCUCAAUUUUUUCAAACUCAAAAAAAGAGACCCUUUGGGUUUAUUUUUUGCUAAAAGUCUAACUUAAAUUCAACAAAUCCCCACUCAAACAAUGCUAUUUUUCUAGUCCUGGUGUCGAUUUAUCUCCCGAAUUUGAUGGAUGGAUUGAUAAACAUUGUCUAGAUGCUGAUGUUUUUGUUCUUGUCUCAAAUGCUGAAUCAACUUUAACUCAAGCCGAAAAGAAUUUCUUCCUUCGAGUUUCGAAAAAACUCAGCAAACCAAAUGUUUUCAUUUUGAAUAAUCGAUGGGAUGCAAGUGCUGCUGAUAUGGAUAAUAUUGAAAGUGUCAAAAAACAACAUCUAACAAGAUUUCGACAAUUUCUUGUUGAUGAACUCGAAGUUUGUAAUGAAAGAGAAGUAAAUGAUCGCAUCUUUUUUGUUUCGGCCAGAGAAGUUUUGGAGGCAAGAUUGAAAGCAAGAGGAAUUAUAACAAGGAAUUAUCAGGCGGAUGGACAUGGAACAAGAGCAUUGGAAUUUCAGAAUUUUGAAAGACAUUUUGAACAAUGUAUUUCGAAGUCGGCGAUUCAUACGAAAUUUGAGGCGCAUAAUAGAAGAGCACAUGAAAUGAUUGGAAAAAUGAGAACAAAUUUAAACACGGUGCUUACUUCGGCAGCGGAGCAAAGAACUAAUCUACAAAAUACACUGAAUGUAAGGUUUUUGGAAUUUUGGGUGGAUUUUCGGGAGAAAAUUGAAACUCGAUGAAAAAAUCGAUUUUCUUUGGAAACUUAAAAAAAUAAAACUUAGAUUUUUUGACAUUCAGAAAAAUCACUGAUCCUAUUAUUUUCCUCAUUUUUACCAGUUUUUUUUCUAAAAAGACUUCCAUGUGAAUAUUCUAAACCCCCAAAAAAUUACGUUUCAAAAAAAUUUCUAUGAUAAAAUUGUCAGUUCAAAAUAAAUAUAAUUUGGUUUCACUAUUUAUCAAUUUUUCAGGAAAAUACUCGUCUAUUCAACGAAUGUCGCGUGAAUUUCUCAACAUUUGAGAAAGCAUAUCGCGAACAAACCGAAAGAUUGCGUGCCGAAGUUCAUUUGAAAGUUUCGGCCGACUUUUUCGAAGAAAUUGCGAGACUUGACGCAAUUAUUGAUCGAUUCGAAGAGCCUUUUGAUGGUUCGUCAGCUGGAAUGACGAAAUAUAAACAGGAUUUGGCGGUAUUUGUUGAUAAAUGUUUGAGUAGCGAUUUAGAAGCGAGAUGUACUGGUGGAUUAAUGUCGAGAAUUUGGAAUCUUGAAAAUGAUAUGUUCCGUAAGAAAUUUAUACUGUUUUGUUGAAUAAGAAUUCGAAGAAAAAAAAAAAGAACAUUUUCAGAAUACGUCACCAAAAUUCUCGCUGAACCAUAUCAAAAUAAAUUGGAAGAAGUUUGGAGAUAUCGCGCUCCUUUUAAGUUUAGUAUUUGUGUUGAUGUUCCGGCUCUUGUCAAGUAAGUUGUUUCAAUAUUUUUUAAAUAAAAUAAAAUACUUUUUUUCAGUGAUUUCCAUGAAGAUUUGGAAUUUCGAUUCACAUUUGGAUUGCAUGCGAUGAUUAGAAGAAUAAUUGCAUAUCGAAGUGGACAACCAGUUACAGCGAUCAACGCGAAUUUAUUGACGCCUUUGUCGUUGGUAAGAAAUGAAAUUUUGCAAAUCAAGAACCAGAUUUUGAUUAAAUUAAUUUUUUGGUUAAAAAUCUCAACUCAUAUUUUCAGUUCCAUAAUCCCAAUUAUUUUUCCAGCAAAAGAAAAACGCUGAAAACGUGGUGCGAGAUGAAAAUAUGGCAGCAGCCGCUGAAGAACAAGCAAUGAUGACACAAAUGGUUCUUACAUCAGCCGCUUUCUUAGCCAAUGGUUCCCUUGGUGUUUUGGUUGUUGGUGGUAUUGUUUAUAAAGCAGUUGGUUGGAGAGUUAUUGCAAUUGGUGGAGCUGCUUAUGGUGGAUUAUAUGCAUGGGAAAGAAUGCGAUGGAAUUCAUCGGCUAAAGAACAACAUUUGAAAGAACAGUUUAGAUCGCAUUUAGCAGCGAGAAUGCAACAUGUUGCUGCUGCACAUACAACGCAUUGUGAGACACAGGCUAUUAGGUUAGUUGGGAGUUGUGUAUUUGUAAAGUGAACAUUUUUUGCGAAUGAAAUUUUGCUACAUCUUGUUUUCGAUAAUUUCGAAAUUAGAAUUUGUCUAUAAAAAUCCUCAAAAAAUAUCAAAGAAUAAACAGAUACUUUUGAAAUUCGAUGGAAAUAUUUUUCCGAAAAAAAAGUUCACUGUUUCAAAAAAGUUUUAUAGAAAAAUGAUGUUCUCUAAUUUUCUGAUAAGGCAAAGAACCCUUUUUGAAAAAGAAAAUUCAACCACUCUUUUACAAUAAAAAUUUACUGUUUCCAAAUUUUUCUAAAGAAUAUUUUAAUUUGUUAUUUUUGGUAUAUGUGACUUGAAGAAAAAUUCAAAUAACAUUUUCCCCAAAAAUUUUCAUUGUUUCAAAAAAUAGAAAAAAUCUGUUUUUUUUUUCAUUUUCAAUCAACUGCUCCUCUUUUUUCAGAGAAAUGGACCAAGUUUUCGAUGGUCUUCGAGCUACAGUCGGAGGAGUUCAUCGAGAAAUGAAAGCCGAUUUGGAUGAACAAAAAACAGUUAUCGAUGGAGUCGAUUCGGUUAUUCGAACACUUGGAACUAUCAAGUUUGUCUAACUAUAUUUAUUUUUCAAGUUAACUUAACUAUAAUUUCUUUUCAGAGGAAAAGCUGUAUUUUUACUACGAAAUCUCGAACAAUUUGCAUCUUCUUAUCUUCGAUCUGAUUCUCCAAGUUCUCCUUGA
This is a messenger RNA of Caenorhabditis angaria, 4424 nucleotides long. The record is from the annotation of a GenBank genome assembly. NCBI's taxonomy places the organism in Eukaryota, Metazoa, Nematoda, Chromadorea, Rhabditida, Rhabditidae.